Anarrhichthys ocellatus (wolf-eel) is the source of this 1533-nucleotide messenger RNA. RefSeq names its product harbinger transposase derived 1 (gene harbi1). Bases 54 to 1082 code for a protein of 342 amino acids. The record is from RefSeq and is a predicted model, not a curated record. The transcript has 7 exons. NCBI's taxonomy places the organism in Eukaryota, Metazoa, Chordata, Actinopteri, Perciformes, Anarhichadidae.
UGUUCCUGAGGUUUGUUUUGGUUGAAAAAGCUGCAUGACUUUUGUAUUAAAGCAUGGCGAUCCCUAUAGCCAUCUUGGACUGUGAUCUGCUCUUACAUGGUCGAGGCCACAAGACCCUGGACCGCUUUGACCUGGGCUCUGUCCCAGACACUGUCCUCCUCUCGCAAUUUGGCUUCCCCAGAGAGUUCAUUCUGUAUCUGGUGGAAUUACUCCGAGAGGCUCUCUGCAGACGGACACAGCGGUCCAGAGCCAUCAGUCCUGAGGUCCAGGUGUUGGCUGCUUUGGGCUUCUACACAUCUGGCUCAUUCCAGACAUCUAUGGGAGACACUAUAGGGAUCAGCCAGGCGUCAAUGUCAAGAUGCGUGUCCAACGUGACCAGAGCCCUGGUGGAGAAAGCGCCCCAGUUCAUCAUGUUCAACAGAGAUCCCUCCAGCACAGAGCAGUUUCAGAGGGUGGCAGGAUUCCCAGGAGUACUGGGGGUGCUGGACUAUGUUCAGGUCACCAUCAAAGCUCCCAACAGCGAAGACUCGUCAUACGUGAACAAGAAGGGGUUUCACUCCGUGGGCUGUCAGCUGGUUUGUGAUGCCAGAGGGUUGCUGCUCAGCGCAGAGACACACUGGCCUGGAGGUCUCAGAGACACGGAUGUUCUAGAAAGAUCUGCUCUCCACAAACAGCUGCAGGACACAGAGGAGGGCUGGCUGCUGGGUGACCGUCGUUACCCUCUAAGGAAGUGGUUGAUGACCCCGGUCGACUGCCCAGAGUCUCCUGCAGAGUUUCAAUACAACCUGGCCCACACGACUACACACGAGAUAGUGGACAGAACCUUCAGAGCCAUCCAGACCAGAUUCAGAUGUCUGGACGGCACCAAAGGAUACCUACAGUAUUCUCCAGAGAGGAGUUCGUCCAUCCUGCUGGCCUGCUGCGUGCUCCACAACGCCUCCCUGCAGUCUGGAUUAGACGCCUGGACUCUGGAGAGAACCGACCCCCUGGAGCAGCCCGAGAGCCUCGAACAGAGACCCGAGGACCGCGACAGCCAGGCAGAGGACCUCCGAAAACAGCUAAUACUCAAACACUUCAGCUGAACUGCUGGUCGAAAAGGAAACAAGACUAAAUCAAGACUAGGACCUUUUUUUUUUUUUUUUUUAAACAAAUGACAUAAAAGUCGCAUUUGAAGCAAGAAAGUCCACAGACACAGUGUUGCUGAUGCAGGUUUUUUAUAUUUUGCUCGUUUCUACUCUACUGACUACACUAAGAUAACAUAGUUGUAUAUGGAGGAGCAUGCAAGACGCUAUACAACAAACCAAGACAACAUUAAACCCAAACACAUUUGAAAUAACUGCAAUCGCUGGAAAGUGCUUGAUUACUUCUCCUCAAAACAUUUUCACGAAGAGGUACGAAUAAUCAAGCACUCCCUGGUGUUUUACAACUAUUUGAACUGUGUGCAGCUGCUGUGUUGUCAAAGUUUCUUUACAAGUGGAAAAAGUCACCCUCCCUUUAUUUUUACCCCCCCCCCCCCCCUCAUUUACAUAUCCU